AUGAACUCACUGGUUUCUUGGCAGCUGAUGCUUUUCCUUUGUGCCGUCUCCUUCAGGGAGACCUUAGAAAAGGCGGCGCCCAUGGAGAAUCCUAGAGCCACAGGCCCGCGGCUCAUACCCCCGGCGCUCCUGGCCUCCGGGGCGCAGAGCCCGCGGUGCGCGGAGAGGAAGCCCGCCGCUGCCGGGCCGAGCCCUCGGGGGGCCUCGCUGUGCCCUCCUCCCGAGAGCUCCGCUGGGCCCCAGCUGCCGGGCCUGUGCGCCCCCCGCAGUCGCCUGAUCCCCGCCCCGCGCGGCGGCGUGCUGGUGCAGCGGGAGAAGGACCUGUCCGCCUACAACUGGAACUCCUUCGGCCUACGUUACGGAAAGCGGCAGGCGGCGCCGCCCGGCAGCCGCGGCCGAGGCGCCGGGCAGGGCUGAG
Messenger RNA from Balaenoptera musculus (blue whale), 418 nucleotides. RefSeq names its product KiSS-1 metastasis suppressor (gene KISS1). Gene Ontology annotation, molecular function: kisspeptin receptor binding. Gene Ontology annotation, cellular component: neuron projection. Lineage: Eukaryota; Metazoa; Chordata; Mammalia; Artiodactyla; Balaenopteridae. Gene Ontology annotation, biological process: positive regulation of cytosolic calcium ion concentration; G protein-coupled receptor signaling pathway. The coding region runs from base 1 to 417 and encodes 138 amino acids. The transcript is spliced from 2 exons. The record is from RefSeq and is a predicted model, not a curated record.